Messenger RNA from Hemibagrus wyckioides, 734 nucleotides. It is a transcript of the gene llph, whose product is annotated as LLP homolog, long-term synaptic facilitation factor. Lineage: Eukaryota; Metazoa; Chordata; Actinopteri; Siluriformes; Bagridae. The transcript has 3 exons. The record is from RefSeq and is a predicted model, not a curated record. Bases 162 to 581 code for a protein of 139 amino acids. Gene Ontology annotation, molecular function: RNA binding. Gene Ontology annotation, biological process: dendrite extension. Gene Ontology annotation, cellular component: nucleolus.
AAAUUUAAACACGAGUUAAUAAUAUGUAUAUUUAUAACGUUACUCAGCGAUGACGUGUUUCAAUACGUAGCUGUCGUAAAGUCGUCCGUUCACUUUCCGGCAGCUGUGAGCACGUGUCUACUGUUGAACUCUUCACGCGUCUGAAACACCACACGGUUGCCAUGGCGAAGAGUCUGCGCAGUAAAUGGAAGAGGAAGAUGAGAGCGGAGAAGAGGAAGAAGAACGCUCCGAAAGAGCUGGCUCGACUGAAAGCGGCUCUGGGUCAGGAGGGGAAAGGGGACAUCAGCAUGGAGGACGUGUGUGAGACGGCCAGCGUGGUUCCUGCCCACACACUGAAGGCCAGAGCGCGGACUGGACGGCUGCAGGACGUGGAGAUGAGCGGAGAGAACAGCGCAGAGAAGACCGGAGAACAGAGUGACAUGGGGAAGAUGGAGAUGGACAGUGUGAGGAAGAAGGGAACCCUGCUGAAUGAACAUGGACAGUAUCCCGUGUGGAUGAGUCAGAGAAAGGCCAAGAAACUCAAACACCAGCGACUGGCCAAGAAAACGGGUCAGAAGAAGAAGAAGGGUGUGGCCUGGUAGAUACACACCGCUGUGUGUGUGUUAUGUACAGUUUAUGGACUGAUUAGAGUGUGUAUGAUGUGCUGAUGCUGAACUGAGUGCUGCAGGGUGUGUGUGUGUGUUUUCUUUUUCUCUGUAAAUCAGUUUUCAUUGAUUAAAUCCCAAUAUUCUCCA